AGUACAGUUCUUCAUUUCUCAGAACAUGACUCGGAAUAAGCGGAAAGCUGACUGUGGAUGAAUUUGCUUCGUUUUUGGCACCUAUGGCCUUCCACAGUGCUGCUGCUGUGCGCCGGAGCGCAGACUGAGCUCUCUGCUGUUCAGAAACCCCUGAAUAUAGGAGGGAUUAAAAAAAAGCUCUUGUUCAUUCAUUAAACUCUUGUAUUUUUCAGCAGGAUGGAGGGAGCGAGAUUACUCACUAAAGUGCUGCUUUUUCUGCACGUGGCGCUGUUUGUUCCUCAAUCAAACUGCUCGGAUAUGAAAGUGAUCGACGUGUUGGCGCUGAGUGGCGGCGCUCGGAUGGCGGCGGCGGUGGAGGAUUUGGUGGGAGGUUUGGAGAAAAUGAAGGAAGUGUACGUGACCUCCACGUUUCGUCUCCCUCCUAAACUGGGCGGCAUGCUGUUCGGAAUCUACAGCAGAGACGACGGCAAGAAAUACCUGGAGAUCACCGUCAUCGGCAAGAUCACUAAAGUGUUAGUAAAAUAUUUGCGCUCUGACGGGAAGCUCCAAUUGGUGAAUCUACAUAACCCCACCCUCGCUGAUGGGCGGAGCCAGUCCCUCAUCCUCAAAGUGGGCGGACUCAGACAGAGCCACAUCAGCUUUGAGCUCUACAUUAACUGCCGUCUGAUUGACUCCGCCCACGGGCUGCCCUCAUUGGCCAAGGUGCCUUCGAAAGUGGAGUCUGUGGAGGUCCGGAGCGGAGAAAGAAACUUCGUCCGAAUGCAGGGUUCAGUGGAAUCUUUAAAGUUGGCCCUCGGUGGUUCUCUUCCUAAAGCUGGGCUCCUCACUGACUGCUCACUGCAGGGAGACUCAACACAACACAACACGGUGGGCAGUGACAUGAACACCUUGCUGGGUGAUCAUACUAAAGCUCUGAUUGGUCAGUUGAUCAUAUUCAAUCAGAUUAUGGGCAAUUUGAGAGAGGACAUGAGGGAAAUGACGAAGGAGAUGUCUUUAAUCAGGAACACCAUCCUGGAGUGCCAAGUGUGUGGUUUUAAUGAGCCUCAGUCUCGGUGUCAGUCUAAGCCGUGUUAUGACGGUGUAGCGUGUGUGGAUGUGUUGCAGUUUCCAGGGUAUCGAUGUGGCUCAUGUCCCGCAGGAACUACAGGCAACGGCACACACUGCCAGGACAUCGAUGAGUGUGCAGCGCAGCCAUGUUUCUCUCCUCACAUGUGUGUGAACAGUGUUAAGGGGUUCCGCUGUGAGCCGUGUCCCCCAGGGUUCUCCGGGUCCGAGUUGAGCGGAGUCGGCAUGGAGUUCGCCCAGAACCACAGACAGGAGUGUGUUGACAUAGACGAGUGUGCGGAUCAGACCGGUGCCUGCGUCCCCAACUCCGUCUGCAUCAACACAGAGGGUUCCUUUCAGUGUGGUCAGUGUAAGUCGGGUUUCGUGGGGAAUCAGACAUCAGGCUGUUUUCUCAAGAGAGCGUGCGAUCUUCUGGGCUACGAUCCGUGUGACGUGAAUGCUCACUGUGUGAUGGAGCGCAGCAGUGAUAUUUCCUGUGUGUGUAACGUGGGGUUCGCGGGGAAUGGGAACAUCUGCGGCGUCGACUCUGACCUCGAUGGCUAUCCAGAUGCAGCACUUCCCUGCAUCGAUAACGAUAAACACUGCAGAGCGGAUAACUGUGGAUCCACGCCGAACUCCGGUCAGGAGGACACGGACGGCGACGGUGUUGGAGAUCAGUGUGACGAAGACGCGGACGGAGAUGGAAUAAAGAACAUGGAGGAUAAUUGUCGUCUAACGCCCAAUAAGGACCAGCAGAACUCAGACACCGACUCGUAUGGCGAUGCAUGUGAUAACUGUCCAAACGUCCCGAAUGGAGAUCAGCAGGACACGGACGGUAACGGCGUGGGAGACAGCUGUGAUAACGACAUUGAUGGAGAUGGAAUCCCAAACAUGCUGGAUAACUGCCCGAAAAUCCCCAAUGCCAUGCAGACAGACCAGGAUGAUGACGGAGUAGGAGAUGCAUGUGACAGCUGUCCUGAGAUUAACGACCCCACUCAGGCGGAUGUUGAUAAUGACUUGGUGGGAGACAUCUGCGAUACCAACCAGGACACUGAUGGCGACGGUCUUCAGGACACGAGGGACAACUGCCCUGAAAUCCCCAACAGCUCUCAGGUGGACUCAGAUAACGACGGCAUCGGAGACGAUUGUGAUGAUGACGACGACAACGAUGGAGUUCCUGAUGCUUCUUAUCCCGGACCUGAUAACUGCAGACUCAUCCCCAACCCUAACCAGAAGGACUCGGACGCUGAUGGAGUGGGUGAUGUGUGUGAAAACGACUUUGAUAAUGAUAAAGUGAGUGACCUGAUGGACGCCUGUCCAGAAAAUGCUGACAUCACCAUGACAGACUUCCGAGCCUUCCAAACGGUCAUCCUGGAUCCACACGGAGAUUCCCAGAUCGACCCCAACUGGGUGGUGCUCAAUCAGGGGAUGGAGAUUGUACAGACGAUGAACAGUGACCCUGGUUUGGCCGUCGGCUACACAGCGUUCAAUGGCGUUGAUUUUGAGGGAACGUUCCACGUGAACACGAUGACGGACGAUGACUAUGUGGGCUUCAUCUUCGCCUAUCAGGACUCGUCCAGCUUCUACGUGGUGAUGUGGAAGCAGACGGAGCAGACGUACUGGCAGAACCUGCCGUUCACUGCGCUGGCAGAACCGGGUCUGCAGCUGAAGGCCGUGAAGUCUCGCACAGGUCCGGGUGAAUAUCUGCGGAACGCACUGUGGCACACUGGCAACACACACGGAGAAGUGACACUGCUCUGGAAGGAUCCCAGGAACGUGGGAUGGAGCGAUAAAACGUCGUACCGCUGGAGCCUGAGUCAUCGGCCGCAGGUCGGAUACAUCAGAGUGCGUCUGUAUGAAGGCACUGCUCUAGUCGCUGACUCCGGUGUGGUGAUUGACACAUCGAUGAAAGGAGGACGUCUGGGUGUUUUCUGCUUCUCACAGGAGAACAUUAUCUGGUCCAAUCUGGGCUAUCGGUGUAACGAUACAAUCCCAGAUGAUUUUUACCUCCACCACAAACAGAUGAACCUCAGGACAGGAGCGUAGACGAGCCCACGACUUUAAUCACACAACCGGAAGUUACCACAGACUCCAGUGUGUGUGUGUGUGUGUGUGUGUGUGUGUGAGAGAGCGAGAGAGAGAGAGAGAGAGUUCCUGUUUUUGUGUGUCUAGCCAGUGUUGUUUUUUUCUGAACAAAGAUAAGAAGUGGCAAAACAUUUUCAUUUUCUUUUCUUUGCUAUUUGACUCGUCCUCAUGCUCAAGUUAGUUUCUAAUGAAUUAAUUAAAUAUUUUAGAAUUGAAUUAGAAAUGUUUCAUAAGGUGUAACGUCAGUGCCAGUGCUUUAGAAUAAUCCAGCGUAGAGCUUCUUCAUUUCUACAGCUGGAUAUUUAACAGAAAUGUAUUGAUUGAUUCAACCAACACUUCAGUGUUAAUUAUUAUUAUUAUUAUUAUUAUUAUUAUUAUUAUUAUUAUAUAUUUUAUUAUUAUUAUUAUUAUUAUUAUUAUUAUUAUUAUUAUUUUAUUUGUAUUAUUAUUAUUAUGGUGCUAAUUCUGAUUUCUACUCAGUAUGUGUGUGUGUGUGUGUGUGUACUGUAUCUAUUACUGUAACUAACACAGUAUACUCUCAUGUCCUGGAUUUGUUUAAAUGUAAUUAACAACAGUUUAUAAAUAAACAUUUUAAAAUGCUAUUAAUGCUUGUUACACUGUUACAUGCUGUUAUAGGAAAGUAAUCCAUUUUUAAAAAAUUGAAAGAGAACUUUUUGCUUCAGUCUCGGCAGAUUCUUGACUUGACCCUAAUCAGGAGAGGUCAUUUAUUCGACUUAUUUAUUAAAACUGAUGUGAUUUAAACUGAAAUGUGCAAAAAAAAAAAAGUGUGUGAAUGCUGACGGAUGUGGGAGUUUGUACACGCGCAAACACACACACACACACACACAGAGAUAAAGGUGUGAAGGAGGGAGGAUGUUAAUGGUCAUUUCAACAUGACGUGGAAACUCUUUCUCUUUUGCCUGUUUGCUGUUCAGCGUAAGUAAAAUACAAUAGAAUUAAUUAUUGUUUAUUUGUUUAAUACCAGUUUGUUUAUUUAAGAAGAAAGUUCAGUGCGACGAGAUUAAAAAAAAAAAAGUAAUUACAAAAUUCUAAAAAUAAUACUGAACAGUUUUAGCCUUUUUAAUCCUGCACUGAAAAACUCU
Hemibagrus wyckioides is the source of this 4232-nucleotide messenger RNA. RefSeq names its product thrombospondin 3b (gene thbs3b). Gene Ontology annotation, cellular component: extracellular region. Lineage: Eukaryota; Metazoa; Chordata; Actinopteri; Siluriformes; Bagridae. Gene Ontology annotation, biological process: cell adhesion. Gene Ontology annotation, molecular function: calcium ion binding. The record is from RefSeq and is a predicted model, not a curated record. The transcript is spliced from 23 exons. The coding region runs from base 217 to 3090 and encodes 957 amino acids.